This is a messenger RNA of Porites lobata, 592 nucleotides long. Lineage: Eukaryota; Metazoa; Cnidaria; Anthozoa; Scleractinia; Poritidae. The record is from the annotation of a GenBank genome assembly.
AUGAUUAUCUCGUCAGGCCUGUCAGCAGAUGUCAGUGAUCUCUCCCUGGAGUUGCUGGUUGAUAGGUAUGAUAACCUCUUGCGUGACACCAUGGAUACAUUGGCUCCGGUGAAAUCUCGGACCAUCGUCCUUCGUCCAAACUUCCCCUGGUAUAAAGAGGACAUUGGCAAUGAGAAGAGGAAGAGGCGCAGGUUAGAGCCGGGCAGGUGGCGCUGUAGCCGUCUUGAGUCGGACAGAUUGAGCUACCUAGAGCAAUGUCGUGUUGUGAAUGCAAUGCUAUACAAAGCCAAGGAAUUCUAUUAUUCGUCGGUUAUCCAGGACAACGCCCAUGAUACCAGGCUCCUAUUUCGAUCUAUAGAUAAGCUACUGCAAAGGCAAACUGAGAAAGCAUUAUCCUUCCGCCGAUAAUGAUCAACAACUUGCAAUUGCUUUUGCAGAUUUUUUCACCACCAAGAUAGAAAGGAUUCGUGAAGAGCUUGUACUUAGGAAAAGUGGACUUGUUCACUCCCCUGGUCUGGCCAAGCCCACCUGCCUGUCACGGUUAAGUGAGUUUGAUUUGGUCACUGAUGAGGACGUCUUGAAAGUGAUCUGA